AUGGCGCGUCUGAGGCCAGCAGUCACCAUGUCGGAGGUGUCUGUGAAGUGUGAGAGGCCAAAGUUGCCGAAAUUUGUUGACGGAAAAGACAGUAUGGACAGUUAUUUACAACGGUUCGAGCGCCAUGCUGAGCUGUCUAGUUGGCCACGAAGUGAGUGGGCGGUGUCGCUCAGUGCGUUACUGUCGGGGCAUGCACUGGACAUUUAUUCACGCAUGCCGACACAAGCGGUUCAAGACUAUUAUCAGUUGAAGCAAGCGUUGUUGAGUGGAUAUGACUUCACGGAGAACGGCUUUAGGCGACGUUUCCGUGCAAGUAAACCAGAGAAAGGGGAGAGCCCCGAGCAGUUUACAGAAAGGUUAAGAGCAUACCUUUAUAGAUGGAUUGAGGCAGCGGGGCAAAAGACGGACUUCGACGGUCUGUUGUAUAUAGUACUGAAAGAGCAGUUCAUCGAAGCCUGCCCCAAAGACUUGGCAGUCUUCUUACAGCAGCAAGAAGACCAGAGCCUAAAAGCAUUGUCAAAUGCUGCGACAAGAUACCUGCAGUCGCAAGGCAGAGAGUUCACAGGCAGGUUCAGAGGGUCCCUGUCUGCAGCCGACACGGCCCAGAACACCACAUCUGCCCAGCGCAGCCAAGGUUACGAUCGGCAUCAAGGCAACGAGCUGCGGUGUUAUUCCUGCGGUGGAAAGGGUCACAAAGCCAUGGCGUGCCCGAGCAACUCGAUGAGACAUUCAACCAGCCGCCAAACAUUGGAGGGAAACACACGACGGACUCCGCAACCGUCGAAUCGUCAUCCUGUGAUGUCAGCAAACGUGGCCAUUUGUGAGGGAGAUGGCCAAGGGCCAAGCUAUGAAGGCCGACGACAACACACGAUCGCUACUGACAGCACGACCCAGAACGAGCGGCACACUCCAGUGGUAGACUGUGCGUUUGCCGUGAGAACUACCGGCGACAUUGGUAAUAUGCCGGUGUCACGCGGACAGGUGGGAGGUAACAACGUCACCGUGCUGAGGGACACUGGGUGUUCUGGAGUCGUCAUCCGGAAAGACCUUGUGUUAGAAGGCCAGUUCACGGGUAACAGCUCGAGGCUCAGAUGCUGCCACGGGCAUACUCAGGAUGUGCCGACUGCUGAUGUUGAAAUAUCGUCGCCGUAUUUCAGUGGCCAGGUGAAUGCAGUAUGCCUCGAUAACCCGCCAUAUGAUCUGAUCAUCGGCAACAUUGAAGGCGCUAGAGCCGCUGAUGACCCCGACCCAGAGUGGGAACACACAUGUGCUGUAAUGACUAGAGCACAGGCGGCCCAAGAAAAAGUAAAAACCCAAGCUUUAGCUGUCAUACCGAACGUGAGAAUGCCUGACAUUGAUAAAGAAGAACUCAUUCGGAUGCAGCGAGAUGACCCGACACUGGAUCAAUGUCGCAAGCAGGUCGCCAAGUACACAGAAGAUGACGAAAAGAUCAGGUUUGAGGAGAAAGGAGGGGUGUUGUACCGCAUAUUCCGCCAGCGAAACUUCCAUAAUGGGCAGCCGGUCCGCCAAGUGCUAGUCCCAGCUCCCUUACGGCGGUCAGUGAUGGACGUCGCACAUUCAUCCAUCAUGGGUGGUCAUUUAGGUGUCAGGAAGACUUUGGACAGAGUCACUGCAGCCUUUUACUGGCCUGGCAUCUCCGGGGAUGUAACCCGCUUUUGCCAGUCUUGCGAUGCCUGUCAGAAAACGGUGCAUAAAGGCAAGGUGGCUAAAGUACCUUUACAGAAGAUGCCGCUGAUUGAUAUGCCUUUUAAGCGGGUAGCGGUAGACCUCAUAGGUGAGAUUAAGCCCGCCAGCGAGUCAGGACAUAGGUAUAUCCUGACGCUAGUUGACUACGCAACCAGGUACCCAGAAGCGGUCCCUCUGAAGAAGAUCGAUACUGAGACCGUCGCUGAAGCCUUGAUUGGAAUAUUCAGCCGCCUUGGAGUGCCAGAAGAAAUACUUAGCGAUUUGGGACCGCAGUUUGUGUCUGAAUGCAUGAAAGAGGUCUCCAGGCUCCUCAGCAUUCGCCAGAUUACCACCACCCCAUACCACCCGAUGUGUAAUGGACUUGUCGAGAGAUUCAACGGUACCCUUAAGGCCAUGCUAAGAAAACUGUGCCGCGACCAGCCUAGACAGUGGGACCGAUACGUCAACGCACUGCUGUUCGCUUAUCGGGAGGUCACCCAAGAGGCUACGGUUUUUCACCUUUUGAACUGUUAUUUGGACGAACCAUACGAGGUCCCAUGCACAUUUUGA
This is a messenger RNA of Pomacea canaliculata, 2256 nucleotides long. RefSeq lists its product as uncharacterized. Gene Ontology annotation, molecular function: nucleic acid binding; zinc ion binding. The record is from RefSeq and is a predicted model, not a curated record. Bases 1 to 2256 code for a protein of 751 amino acids. The transcript has a single exon. Gene Ontology annotation, biological process: DNA integration. NCBI's taxonomy places the organism in Eukaryota, Metazoa, Mollusca, Gastropoda, Architaenioglossa, Ampullariidae.